AUCAACACUGGAGAAGAUGGUCCAGUUGUGUUCAAGUGGAAGAAACAAAGAAAAAAGUAAUUACGAGGCAUGACUAAGUCUAGCGCAGAGGGAGAUUCAAAAAAAUGGCGGCAACUUCUCAAAGCAAUGCAAUCACUUUGAAAGGAAGUACGGAGAUGGUAGCUGAGUUUUUUGGUUAUGGAAUAAACAGUAUUUUAUAUCAACGAGGUAUUUAUCCUCCUGAAAACUUUAAACGCGAACAUAAGUAUGGUCUCACUUUGCUUGUGACUGAUGAAGAGGAACUUAAAGGAUAUAUCAGUAAUGUUUUGAAACAAGUGAAAGAUUGGUUGCUUCAGAAAACAGUGAAGAAGUUAGUUAUUGUGAUCUUAAAUAUUGAUACACAUGAGCCAUUGGAGAGAUGGCAGUUUGACGUCGAAUGUGAUAAGAGUGUAGUGGAAACAAGUAAACCCAAGGAAAAAUCAGUGAAAGAUAUCCAAAAUGAAAUAAGAGAUGUGAUUAGACAAAUCACAGCUACUGUCACAUUUCUGCCUCUUCUUGACGCCCCAUGUGCAUUUGAUAUCCUAAUAUACACCGACAAAGACCAAGAUAUACCAGAGAAAUGGGAGGAAUCUGGCCCACAAUUUAUUGCAAACUCUCAAGAAGUUCGCUUGCGCUCAUUUUCCACAUUGAUACAUAAGGUUGAUGCAAUGGUUGCUUACAAGAAUUAGAUCAUAUUCUAAAGAAAGAUUGAAGAAAUUGCAUAAUUCCAAUAAGGAUCUGUGACUGUCCAGACUCUCUGUCAGGUUCUCUCAGGCUUUCGUCCUAAAGGGGUAUCCAUCAACUGGAUAGUGAAACAUAUUGUGAAACUUUUUAUUCUCAUCAAUAUUAUGAACUGUAUAUUUUAUCAGACAAUGUAAAUGUAGGAAUAAUCGUAAUUGUAGCUAUAGAAUCUUGUAUGAUUGUGUGUAUCUCUACAAUGACAUCAAACAG
This is a messenger RNA of Dendronephthya gigantea, 969 nucleotides long. Its product is annotated as mitotic spindle assembly checkpoint protein MAD2A-like. The transcript has 7 exons. Gene Ontology annotation, biological process: mitotic spindle assembly checkpoint signaling. Gene Ontology annotation, cellular component: kinetochore; nucleoplasm; cytoplasm. The record is from RefSeq and is a predicted model, not a curated record. The coding region runs from base 105 to 707 and encodes 200 amino acids. Lineage: Eukaryota; Metazoa; Cnidaria; Anthozoa; Malacalcyonacea; Nephtheidae.